Messenger RNA from Arachis stenosperma, 2453 nucleotides. RefSeq lists its product as uncharacterized. NCBI's taxonomy places the organism in Eukaryota, Viridiplantae, Streptophyta, Magnoliopsida, Fabales, Fabaceae. The coding region runs from base 458 to 2128 and encodes 556 amino acids. The transcript has 5 exons. The record is from RefSeq and is a predicted model, not a curated record. Gene Ontology annotation, biological process: ribosomal small subunit export from nucleus; ribosomal small subunit biogenesis. Gene Ontology annotation, cellular component: preribosome, small subunit precursor; cytosol; nucleus.
CUCUCCCAAACGAAACCCUACCCUAAACCAAACCCUAUCAAAGUUCAGAGGCUCAGUUGCGGCACCUUCAAACUUCAGAGCCCCCUCUCUGUCCGAGCUCACUUCCCUUCCUCCCAGCCCCCACCAUCGCCGAAGGCAGAAACCCCCACUCUAUUCACUGCGUAUCUCAACUCAGUCUCUCUUCACUGCGUGCGCCGUGGCUGCUUCUUCGCUCUUCGCCGUGCGUCGUUUCUGCUUCUUUGCCUCCUCGCCAGUCUUGCUGUUGCUUCCCUGCUUCGCGUCGUGUCUCGCCGUCACUGCGGGGUGGUCUCUGCUCCUCUGAUUUUAGGUAACUCUGUCUCACACUCUCCGAGCUCACUCUGUCAUUGCCGUUCAUCUCUCGCCAUCUCUCCGUGAAGAGAUACUCGUUGCCACAGCCCACAAGCACUUCAAAACCCUGGUUGCUAUCUUCAUUAUCAUGGGGAAGAAGAAGUUCAUCGACAAGAAGAAAUCCGCAACAUUCCAGCUUCUGGCUCGAGACACAUCUGACCCGUCCUUCGGCAACUCUCCCGGUGCUGACUGUGUCUUCGUCCGGGUUGACAAGAACCCACUCCCUGCCGCCGAUUUCAUCUCUGCCGGUGACGACUAUGACAACAGAAAUUCUGUGUUUGAUGAUGCUCCUGGUGACGAUGAAAGUGAUGAUGCUGGCGACUUUGCUUUCAGCAGCUCAACGAGCUCUAUGCCGCUGGGGAGCCGUGGUUUUGUUGGUUCGGUGGGGGCAACGCCGCUUCCAGAGGAGGUGAGAAGGGAGAUUCUGGAACUAGGGUUCCCCGAUGAUGGGUAUAAUUACUUGAUUCAUUUGAGGGAAAUCAAGAAUGCUGGUGGUGGCUCUGCGUAUUAUCAAAACCCUAAGUUCAGGGUUGAAGACAUCCCUCGUGACGUAAAGGCAUAUGAUGCUUCAAGAUUGAAAAUCUCAGAAGUUGAUGGUGAGCCCGAGCCAGAUUCUAUAUACAGUGUAGCAUCGAAGACUACUACUGUAAGGGUUCAGAAAGUGGUUGAUCCUGAAGUAGCAGCUUUGCUCGACGAUAGUGAUUUAUCACGGUUUGGCUCUGAUGUUGAAGAUUUGGAGGAAGACUUUGUUGUGAGGGCGAACCUCCACGAAGAUGGUGAUAAUGUAGAAGAGAAGGCACAUAUAUGUGAUGGUAAGAAUUUUGAAGAAUCAAUGACAAAUGGAAACCAAAACAAUGCACAUGAAUUGCAAGUUUCUUCACAUACCAGAGUUACAGAUAGUCUUGGGUCCUUGGGUGGUGUUGCAAAUGGUGCGACUGGAGUGGGUUGCGCUGAUGAGAAGGAAAGAGCUCGUCGCCUGUUGGACGAACAAUUUGAUUUGUUUGAACGCCAAGAAUAUGGAACUGAUGACAACGAUGAUGAUGAUGAUGAUGAUGAUUCUUAUGAACAUUACGGGGCUGAAGAAGAUGGAUCCCUUGCCGAGAAGCUGAAGUGCUGUCUAAACAACGAUAUGAUGGAUGACCUGGAACACAACGAUGACAAGUAUAAGGUUCCAGCUGAUAUAUUGAAGAAUAAAGAGGGACCAAAGGUUGAGGAAGAGGAUUGUGCUGCUGAUGUGAUUCGCCGUUGCAAGGAGUAUGCCGAGGUGUACGAAGUUGAAGAAGAUGGAGACAACGAUGUUGUACUUGUUGAAGAAAGUAGCGAUGAAUCAGAAGUUUGGGAUUGUGAGACAAUUGUUUCAACAUAUUCGACUUUAGAUAACCAUCCUAGAAAGAUAGAUGCACCCGAAGUAGCCAGGAAAAAGAAGUUGGCUGGAACUGUGUCUGCAGCCAUGAGUUCCUCUAGUCAAUUAAUAUCCCUUAGAGGAAAAGAGAAACUGCCUCUAGACUUCUUGCCCGGUAAUAAAAGUACUUCCGCUGAAAGGGUUAAAGGGCUGAGCACUGCAAGAAUCGAGUAUAAGAGAAAGCCACAUGGUCUAGAGACAAAGGAGGAGAAAAAAGAACGAAAGGCUGCUGUGAAGGAGGAGCGGCGAGAAGCAAGACGCAUGAAAAAAGAAAUGAAGGAUCUUUAUAGGAGUGAAGCACAUCGUGCGCAGAGAGUUGCUGCCAUAUCUGGGCCUGCUUCUAUUCAUCUUUUGUAGGUUUUCAAUUAUAAAGGUUUUGCCUGCUAGUUGCUGCUACUCAUCAAAUUCUCGGAAGAAAUGGUUACAUAAUGACAUUAUGCAAAUUUAAAUUAAUAUCCCAAAAUGGUGCCAUUAGCCCAUUACUUCGUGUUUCUGAUAUACGCUUUAAAUGAGAGGUUCCAAAUUCUGUGCCUUGUUCCAAAUUCGUGUUUUAUUUUUAUACUUAUUCUACAAACAUGAGAGAACUAUGGGUCACAAGCUUUUCCCUUUCCUUGUUUUGUUUAUGUAAUGUAACAGAGUAAGCAGGAUUCUAUUUUUCGUUUAUCGUUUAUUAGCUCUAUUA